Python bivittatus (Burmese python) is the source of this 3764-nucleotide messenger RNA. RefSeq names its product angiopoietin like 3 (gene ANGPTL3). Lineage: Eukaryota; Metazoa; Chordata; Lepidosauria; Squamata; Pythonidae. The record is from RefSeq and is a predicted model, not a curated record. Gene Ontology annotation, biological process: blood coagulation.
UCUCCCAGAGAAAGACAAUUAGCACAGGGAGACAUUUCUUUUUUCAAAGUGACUUAUACAGAAUAAGCAGAAAGAAUAUGAAAAUUAUUCUGGUAUUACUUUUCAUGAUUUCUCUAGUAAUUUCAGCUAGACUAGAUGAUUAUAUUUACUUGGAAUCUGCAACUCCUGAGCCUAAACCAAGAUUUGCUAUGUCUGAUGAUGUGCAUUUGCUAGCCACUGGACUACUCCAGCUUGGGCGUGGCCUUCAAGACUUUGUGAUCAAAACCAAGAGCCAAAUGGAUGACAUCUUUCAAAGGCUUAACAUUUUUGAUGAAUCCUUUUCUGAGAUCUCACAACAAACUAGUGAAAUGAAAGAAGAAGAAGAACAAUUAAAAAAAGCCACUACUAGACUGCAAGCAACUAAUGAAGAGAUGAGAAAUCUAUCUUUGCGGCUUAAUUCCAAAAUAGAAGUCCUUUCCAUGGAGAAGAUUCAACUUAAGAACAAAGUAGGGAAGCUUGAAGAAAAAAUAACUAAAUUGGUUCAGACCCAGCUUGAAAUUCAUGAGUCAGAAGAAAUUGCAUCACUUAAAAAUUUUGUUGAACAGCAAGAUAACCAUCUCAGACAACUUCUCAAAAUUGUUCAACUGCAACAUGCUCAGCUCAUAAAACAGCAAGAGCAAAUACUGGACCUGGAAGAAAAGAUAAGCAACCCUGGUUUUCAAAAUGACUCACAAAUAUUUUCUCUGAAGGAAGAUGACAGGAAUCCUAACCUUAAAAAAACAGCUAAAAAUAGCAGUUCUAGAGGUAAUGCUACUGAUUGUACCUGGAUUUACAACAUGGGGGAAAGAUCUAAUGGGAUUUAUUCUAUUAAGCCCAAUGGAUCCAAGGCAUUUAAUGUUUAUUGUGAAAUGGAAGGAGAAAACUCAUGGACAAUUAUUCAGAAGAGAUCUGAUGGAUCAACAGAUUUCAACCAAACGUGGGAGAGUUAUAUAGAUGGGUUUGGUAAUCUUGAUGGAGAAUUUUGGCUGGGCCUUCGUAAGAUCUAUUCCAUCGUAGACCAAGCUGACUACAUUCUACGUAUUGAGCUUGAAGAUUGGAGAGCUAACAAACGUCAUAUUGAGUAUACAUUCCAAAUGGGAGGUCCAGAAAGCGAUUAUGCAGUCUUUCUCUCUAGGAUUACUGGGAAUAUUCCAAAUGCUCUGCCUGAACAGAAAGAGAUUAAAUUUUCUACAAAAGAUCAUGGCAACAACACUGAAAGAAAGCUUAACUGUCCAGAAAGCAACUCAGGUGGCUGGUGGUACAGUGUAUGUGAAGAAACGAACUUGAAUGGAAAGUACGUCAGGCCAAGUUCAAAAGGAAAACUACGGAGGAACAAGCGAGGACUGUACUGGAAGCCUCAGAAAGGAAAAUCUUAUCUUCUCAAGUCAACCAAACUGAUGAUACAUCCUACAGACUUUGAAACAUUUCACUGAACAUCAUCAUUCAAAGCUUACAUAAUAAAUCACAAGCUACUUCAGUCCGAAUCCAGUGACAGCCCUUUCUGGCGCUCAGAGAAAAGCAGAUUAAGGAUGUAAUCAAACCAUAAUAAUAUUCUUUAUUUGGAUAUAUAUCUCAGUGUGCUUUGUCCUGCUGUAGAUGCUCAAGAAAUAAGCAGAGUUUUGCUGUUAGACAAGGACAAUUUUCUUUGAGGGCUAUUUCAGCUGAGCCUUUCUUAGCAUCAAUGCUCAAGAAAGGGAGGAAAAAUGGAAAUACCUUAGAGAGGCAAGGGGAAUUGCCAUUGUUUCACUUCUGUGAAGUGUGGAAUGGAAAAAAAAUGUUUUGUUUCACAGAAGGAUUAGGAAGAAAGUGCCAUCAGAUAAGGGAUCACCAUAUUCAUUUUUGCCAAAGAUAGGAAUGGAAUCCAUUCACUUCUAUGGCCGAGAUCAAACAGUCUGUUUUCAAACAGAUGUGGAAAAAAAAACUUGCCACCAGGGAUCUUCAAGCUUUAGUCAGAGGGGAAGAUUUUUCUCCUCUGUUUAGUUUAAUGCUUUAUUCCAGUUCUAUAAAACAAAAUGUGGGCUGAAGUUGAGAACAGGAGUCUGCAACUUCUUUGCAUCUAAGAGCCACAGAGGGAAUGCGUCUUUUGAGCCUUGUGGAGUUCUUUAACAAAACAAAAUAGGAGUGUGAAGUUUAGUGGAUACUUAACAUACCUAUUUUCUUCACGUUAAAAAACAAAUGAAAGUGUUGCAUACAUGGUCUGGGCAAAGAUUCCAGAGACUGGGGUUGGCUGUAUGUGGAAUAUGGACCAUGGAUUUUCCAGCCCUUGUUAAGCAGGAAGCAAAAGAGAUGCCUAAAAGCAGAAGUCAGUUGAGGGGAAAUAGGCAGGUUCUGUUGCUCUUAGCUAUGCAGCUCUGUUCAUAACCUGCCUAUAUCCCCCCAAUCCAAGCAAAACCUUCCACUGAAAUGAAUUAUAUAAAAUAAAUGAGCCUCAUGUUCAAAAAGUUCAGGUAGGACAUAAAAGCUGAUCCAAUCUCACUGGGACUGCACAGCAUUGCAAAGUGCACCCCUUUAUUUCCUCUAUAUACAGCAGCCUUCCCUAGCCUUGUGUUCUCCAUCUGUGGUGUCUACAUGUAUUAGGUCUAUGUAUUGACUAAGUUGACUGGCAAUAUGUCUAUGUCACAUUGUCUGCCAUAUUAAAAAUUUUCACUGUGUGCACAACGUCCCUCCUCACUUUCAUAGCAAUUCCAGUUUCUUUUGUGAUAAUGGCUUCUUAAAACUGGCUGUGACUAAGAAUAUUUUCACAUCUGUAACCUCAAGUAAUUCCUUGUUAUUUCAAAAUUGUAGAUGAUAAAUGAUUUAGAUCACAACACAGAUCACUACAUUAUGGUGCAGAAUGCUUAACUUGCUUUAUGGAUAUUUUUUGUUGACUGUUUUGUAAACUGUCAUUAAUCUGUAAGUGAUUUGGUGGUAUACAAGCGGAGUGAAUGAAGAAAUGAAUAAGCAGGCUUGUUGCUAAAAUAAAACAUGUAUUCAUUUCAAAACUUACUCCCAAAUAUGAGGAUAAAUGAAGUCACUAUCUCAAAUAUACAAAUCCUACUAUACAAUUGGAAGUAUACAAAAUUUGAAUCAGAGUAUCAUGCUUACGACACUAAGAUACAGUAUUUUGAUGCCAUCCUCUGUAUAGUCCUCUACACAUAUAUCAAUAUACAGUAUCUUAUCUCAAUUGAUAUUAAUAACAGUAUUAAGCAUUUAGAUUUAGGCCUGUGACAAAUUAAUUUAUGAAAUAGUUCUAGGAGAAAUUGUUUCAUGACAUCAAGCAAAAAAAGCCAACUACUGGUACUUUUGAUAAACAAAUCAAAUAAACUACAAUGUAUUUUGAAAACAAACUGAUGGUUUAUAAAACCAUGAAAAUUACUUGUUAAAGUGGAAAAACAACCCUUAGAUUUACAUCAGCAAUUUUGUUUUAAUCAGUGGACCAUCAGAUGGAUAAAAACAGUACACCCCAUCUAAAUACUUUUGUUCUAAUAUAUGCCAACAACAUAUUAAAUGUGUACAUUAAUGAAAGAAAAACUACGUUAAUGGACAAUCGUAAGACAUAUACAUUUCAUGCUUGUAGUUCAAAUCUGCACAGAAGUGCCUUUUGAGUAUGAAUCUCCUUUUUUAGACUGAGUUAUUAGAGUUAUACUUGGGAAAUUACACUAUAAGGUUGUGUAUUAUCUAAUUAAAAUUCUGUACCCAUUUGAAUCAUUUUAAUAGUUCAAUAAAAGUCUGUAGAGCUAUAUUUUACUUGUACCAUCUUUCAGUUU